Molecule: messenger RNA, 801 nt
Organism: Oldenlandia corymbosa var. corymbosa
Lineage: Eukaryota; Viridiplantae; Streptophyta; Magnoliopsida; Gentianales; Rubiaceae
Source: the annotation of a GenBank genome assembly
AUGGAAUCGGCGCCGCCGCUGUUCCCCUCCGUUCCGCUAACUCCGUCGAAAAGGGCUUUCGUCGGCGGCUGUAGUUCGGCGACCCAAAAGAAGCAGGAAGAAGUAGUAGUAGUAUCUUUGCCUGAAAUCAUAGAUAUUGUUGAUGACUCGGAUGAAGAAGAUUCUACUUCUACAGAUAAGAGUUUUUUCAAAAGAUUUGAUGUGGUUGAAAAUUUUCCCGAUCACCAUUACUCCAAGAAUACUUCUUCCUGGACAAAACAACCUCCAAAGCAGUGGGCAAAGAAGAUUCACGAGGAAUGGAAGCUUCUGGAGAAUCAUUUACCCGAUACGAUCUUCGUUCGGGUUUGCGAAUCCAGGAUGGAUAUUUUGAGGGCGGUCAUAAUUGGAGCUGAAGGGACUCCAUACCAUGAUGGCCUCUUCUUCUUCGAUGUUUUCUUCCCAAACAAUUAUCCUUCGGUUCCCAUUAGGAAUCCACCUAAGCAUUUCGAAGAGCUGGUGGCCGGGCAUUUUUCCCGGCGUGCUCGGGAUAUCUUGAUGGCUUGUAAGUCUUAUGUUAAUGGUACUCAGGUGGGUUGCGUUGUGAAGGGUGUUCAAGAUCUUGAACAGGGUCAUAAAAUUUGCUCCGCGGGUUUUAGAGAACAGUUGGCACAGUACGUUCCAACACUUGUGGGAGCUUUUCGAGCCGUCAAUGUUAAUGAUUGUGAUGAGUUUCUUUCUUUAACCCCGGCGAAGGAAAGCCCAGGGAAGAGGAAGGCAGCUGUGAAGAAGGAGAAGUCAGCGAGGAAGAAGAACAAAGUGUAG